GCAUUAUUAUCAGUUCCGCUGAUCAUCUCCGAGCGACGCUAUCACGAUAAUUCGUUACGAAUCUGUUUUCUUCGAGCCUUUUUAGUCUACAUUGAGCUUCAAGUUUCAGUUAAGUUCGAAUAAUCGCUUCUGGAGCUGUCUUUUAUCGUAGACAUUGUAGUGAACACUUGUUUUUUUUCGAAUCCAUGAUAUAUAUUCCGGUUCUUUCGGUUCGUGUUUAUCCACCGUCUGGACCGUAGUGUAAACACUUUUACGCCAUUUUGACUCGCCGAAACUCCCAGCAGAAGUACCAUGAGAAGCUAAUCUUUUUUACCAAAAUUCUUGCUAAAAUAGCUCCACAGAAGAAGUUUUUAUAAAUCUCAACAAAAUGACGCAGCAAGCCGGCACAGUUCAAUUCGUUUUUACAGGCGCCAGUGGAUCUAAACUCGUCACUGUACCUGUCCUAAAGCCGUACAUGAAGAAAACUGUUUUGAAACCAUCAGAUGCAAACAAGGUUCAAGCAACUAUUCUGCAAGGAUCGCCUCAAAUGAUUGCACAGGAACCUAGUAUGACAGUUGUUUCCCCAAGUAAGAACAACUUUAUCUCUCCAAUUUUAGACCACUCAGGAUCUAGGAAACGCAAUGAAGUUGAGAAUCGUUACUAUCCUGAACCGAAAAGGAGACGGUCUGAUAAAGGUGGCAAGGGACUAAGGCAUUUCUCCAUGAAAGUAUGUGAGAAAGUCAGGAAGAAAGGCACAACUUCGUAUAACGAAGUAGCGGAUGAAUUGGUGAAUGAGUUUGCAACUUCAGCUUUGAUGAAUGCAAGUGCAGAACAGCAGUAUGACCAAAAGAACAUCCGGCGUAGAGUAUAUGAUGCACUUAAUGUCUUAAUGGCAAUGAAUAUCAUCUCUAAAGAAAAGAAAGAGAUAAGGUGGCUGGGACUUCCAACCAAUUCUAUCCAAGAAUGCAUCAACCUUGUGCAAGAGAAACAGGAGCGAUGCGACCGCAUCAAGCAUAAGAUUCAGCAGCUCAAAGAUCUCAUUUUACAGCAAAUAUCCUUUAAGAAACUGGUGGAGCGGAACAGUGAGGCCGAGCGGUUAUAUGGUGUUCCUGCGCCAAACUCAGCAAUUCAGCUUCCCUUCAUCAUAAUCAACACAAGCAAGAAAACAGUCAUUGAUUGCAGUAUUUCGAACGAUAAAACCGAGUACCUGUUUGUCUUUGAUGACAAAUUUGAAAUCCAUGAUGACAUUGAAGUAUUAAAACGAAUGGGACUAGUUAUGGGCUUGGACAAAGGUGAAUGUUCCAUUGAUGACCUUCAGAAAGCAAAAUCCAUGGUCCCUAAAUCCCUCGAGAAAUACGUUCUUCAAAUGGCGACCGGUGAUACAGACCCUGUUCUGGCUGAGAUCUGCAACGCAAGCUCAAGUGCAGAGGAACAAGCUCUGCUUAACUCAAUGCGGAGUAAUGAUGAGGGCGAUACCUCAAUGCCCAUUUCACCCUCACUUCAGGAAUUUUCUGACGAUGAGUCAGACGUGCAUUUUGAAGAUCUUUCGAGUGACCUUGACGUUAACUAAGUGUUCCCGGUUGUGAGCUACCAUCUUGUUGCCGUUGAAAAUCGCCAGUUCUCAGAGACAUUAUUGGUAAAAGUAUUUUGGCUGUUAUUGGUGUUUUCUAAGAUGCCAAGUAAUAAACGCGCAUCAGUGUGUAACUUAGCCUCAAUGCAAGAAUGGAUUUUGUGUCUAAUAAUCGAAGUUGUUAUUAAAUUUGUGCAUUUUUCACUUAAAUCUGAAAAGAAGGAAAGAAAAUUCCCAUAUGUUCCCAGGGAAACAGUAAAAAUCAGUCCCUUAAACUAUGGACUGCAUUAAGGUAGGUUUAGGUUUCUAAUUAUUCGAAGAUGUGAAAUUUUAUUUGGAUUUUUACGUAUCACUAGAGAAAGUUAUUUCUUCAAAUGAUUUUUUUCUCUAACUUUUGUUUAAGGGACUGGUUUAACAAAGCUGCUAAUGAUUAGUGAUUUGAAUUUUCUGAUGCAUGAUUUCAAACACCUUAUGUACACUUAUGUAGUAAAGCAAAUAUAUACAAAGGAACAAAAUCCUAAACCUUAAUUGUGCUUAGGUUCAAACUGAUAGAUUUCCUAAGGGUGGUAAACAAGAGGAUAUCCUCCUAAAAACUUGUAAUAUCAGAAAGAUUUGUUAUUCAGGACCAACUCAGGGAAAUUUCUGAAAAACGGAGAAAUUUGAAUUAACGAUCAGAAUUCUUUUUGUUUUCACAAAAACUGAUCCAAGGAAGUUGUUAUCUAACUAAAAUUUUUGUAAUUACAGGAGAGAUUAGGAUUUUAAUAAAGAUAUUGACAAUUAUUUGCAUCAUCCUAAAGGAGAAGCAUGAUCAAAAUCCACUCUUGUUUUCUCUCGGUUGUACAAAGUACCUAAAGUACUGUGAACUGGCAAUUUUUACGACAACUGUUCAGCAAAACGGUCUCAUCAUAUCCCCACACCUCCGUGCAUUGGAUCUGCGGGUUAAACUAAGUUAUUUGAGUUAAAUUGGUUACCCCUGCAGAUUUGUUAGUUUAUUUCUAAGGAAGGAAUUAAAAUUUCCUUUAUCUGGGAGUUAGUUUCUCUUUUUUGUGUAAAUAAUAAGUUUUCUUUCACCAGUUUUAUGAGCUUCAGAGCUGAGCUGAGAAUCCUAAUUAGGAGACAGUUACUCAGUCCUAGGUUGCGUUUUGAUAAUACAAAUAUUUCUCAUCUAAGAGCUCUUUUCACCCUGGUGGAUCUUAGAAGUUAAAAUAAUUUUUCUUAAGGAAUACAUAUGUAGUCAUCAAAUGUUAAUUGUGAAUAUCCGCCAAAAUUGAUUAAGUAAAUAACUGCUUAAGACAAAUUCAAUGACAAAUCAAGUAAUUUUAAUAGACUCUUGACUUAUGGAAUGUAAGAUUGUAAAGUUUCUCAGUAGUCAGUGGUAUUCAAAUCUGAGAAAAAUGUCUUGUGAAGUUUGUGUAAUGGAAGUUUUUCAAAAGAUUCAAACGUUUUUGCAGCUGAUCUAAUGAUAACUGCCAUCCCUGUCUCUCAAGUCAAUAUGUAGGCUUUUUGAGAAUGUUUUUCUUCUUUCUUGAGUCACCCAUUUUUUAUUGUUGCACAAAAAAUGGAAAUUUCAGUUUCAUUGUAAAUUUGCUCAUUUGAAUCCAAGCUUUGAAGAGCUUUCCUUAAAGUGUGCCCCUGGCUGAAAUACAAAUACAGGUAUUUUAGACGCACCUCAAGACUGACAGAUCGAAAAACUAACAAGAGCUUAGAGUGUAUCCAGCACUUUAUGAAGAAAAUAGUUGCUUGCUCAGGGUGUUUUGUCAGGUCACCUCGUUGAAGGUGAUCGGCAGCUCUUGAUAAAGAACUUUAUUACUUGCAACGACCUCUCAUAAUUUUUCCUUCCAAUCAAAAUGAAUUUGUUUUUAUUUUUUCCUUUUUUAAUGACUGCGUGUAUAAUAACUAAGACUAUUAUUCUUGCAAAUCAGAACAUAAGCUUUGGCCAAUCUCUUUCAAAUUGGACAAGUACUUAGGAACCUUACGUCAAGUCAGAUUUUCUGCAGCCCUACAAUACUGCCUUAGUAGAACAAUGUAAGAUUCCUGGCCCCGGAGUCACUUAUCAGAGGUAGUUUUAUCAAAGUGAUGCCUAUGGGUCAACAAACCAAAAUUGCUACCCCCUAUGAAAGGGACGAUAGUUUGUCAUUCUUCUGAGCUAUCUACUUCCAAAAGAUGUAGCUGCGUAGCUUGUUGUUUUUUGCUUUUCAUACCCUAAAAGGGUCAUGUCUUGCAGCAAGAAAAAUUGCAUUUGGGCAGCCCUCAUUUUUAUCCCUGCCUUACUUGUCUGGCGUAUUGCUCUAACCACAAACAAGGGCAGUUCCUCAGCUCAUCUCUAUUCUAGUUUUACAGCCCUAAGUUGAGUUGAAAUAAGUCCUUGCUUUUGAAUUUCUGAAUUUUGCAUUCAGAAGUCUGUCGUGUACAUUUUAGACAAGAUUGUCUCAAAUAAAGAACGCCUGUAUCUAUUUUUUAAA
This is a messenger RNA of Bemisia tabaci, 4011 nucleotides long. It is a transcript of the gene Dp, whose product is annotated as transcription factor Dp. Gene Ontology annotation, cellular component: nucleus; transcription regulator complex. The record is from RefSeq and is a predicted model, not a curated record. Gene Ontology annotation, molecular function: RNA polymerase II transcription regulatory region sequence-specific DNA binding; DNA-binding transcription factor activity, RNA polymerase II-specific. Gene Ontology annotation, biological process: regulation of transcription by RNA polymerase II; regulation of cell cycle. Lineage: Eukaryota; Metazoa; Arthropoda; Insecta; Hemiptera; Aleyrodidae.